AUGAAUGAAUAUAUGACAUUGAAAGUUUUCGCUUUCGAUAUAGUUGGUGACGAAGAAUCUGAGCUCUAUGACCGAAUUAAGCAGGGAAACCAACAGCAUCUUGGAUGGGAGCGAGUGAUAGCGAAGAUAAGAAAGUUGAAAAUUUCCCAAAAUAUCGGAUGGAAGCACUUGGCCGCUUUGCAAGCGCCUCUGGGGGAGAGCUUGCAAGAUCUUCAAAAUCUUUCGGUCGAUAUCAAGGGAGACAAUAUCUUCCAAGAGAUUGGGGACAAAACUAGGCUUGACAGAUACGUUCAGGCCGAGAUUGAGAGCCGCCACUUGAACCAGCAUCCCAGUUGGGUAGAAUUGAGCUUGGAGAUUUCGGCUCCACCGAGCAAGGAGACAUCCCACGCACCGGUCAACUUAUCCAGCCAGGUCUUUAUUGAGCACCCGAGGUGGUGCUGGAAAAAGAGUGGAACUAUCCCGUUGAUAUUUGGAACUUGGGGGUACGACGAUGGUGAUUACUCCAUCUCUGCACAUCUUGCGCAAAUCACUGGGUUGCUGAGACCACCACCUCCUGAUUUCAUAGAGCCUGACACUGUCAGUGCCAAGUAUUCUGAUAAAGAUGGGAAUUGGAUAGUUGAGGAUUGCGAGGUUCAUGCGGCCAGUUUUGAAGAUUUGGAGAAACAUCUUGAAGGGGAAGAUAAAGAGAUGUUCUUAGACUUGAUGAAGGGCGAGGAGCCCCAGGCACGCUUGUUUACACCGCUGAAUGCCAUCGAGGAAAACGCGAAACAAUUUGGCUACUGGGCGAUGAGCAGCGAGAAAGCUGUCGAGAACUACGAGCGAAAUGCCGUGGAAAACUAUGUGCAUAAUAUAAUCGAGGAAUUAUGCAAGAUCGAGGCUGCUCGAAAGGAGAUUAGACUUGGGGAUGGGAUCCAGUUUGAGAAUCAUACAAACCUACUCGACGCGGAUGAGGGUGUCGAAACGACAGAUCAGCCAUCCAAAAUUGAACGCCCUAAAGCCGAUUCGUUUUUUUUCAUUCAUCGAGUCGACGGCGACACUCACACCCUCCUCGCUACAGCCGAAUACAAGCCGCCUCACAAGCUUUCUGUGUCAAACAAAAUCCCCACGGAUAAGGAAGAAAAGUUAAAGUACGAUGCAAAGCGACUCGUUUGCUCCGCUAUUGUUCAAGAAUAUCAUGUGAUGAUCCAGGAGGGACUCGAGUACUCCUACGUGACGACUGGGAUUGCCCGUGUCCUUCUCCGUGUCCCUCGCGACAACCCUAGCACCCUCUACUAUCACUUUUGUGAUCCCAAUCCAGAAGUGGACCCAGAAGCGGAGAAUAGUUCUAAGAUUCCCAAAGAAUCACAGCCUCUUCCUAAUUCCGAUAGUACAUAUCUGGAGUACACGAGUCCAGAAUCUGGUUCGGCCUAUGAAUCGUCAUCAUCUCCGCCAGCAUCGGCAGCAUCUCCGCCGGAAACCCCAGAAGAGGGCCAUCGGGUGCCUAUUAAAACCCGAGGAACAUGUGCACCCUCGGAUGAUCGACACCCGGUGUCUCCUCGGGCUGCAAACCGGGGUAAUCUAGAUGACGGCUGUCCGAACGUAAAGCUUCACCGUCGGGACCAAGAUGACCCCAAACAUCCCAUCACCUCCGAGGAUUUAGUACGUUUGCUAAAGGAGCAGCUCGACGACAAUAUCGACCGAUGCAUACCGUUCGGACGUUGCGGGUCAUAUGGCGCACCGUUCAAACUGACUUGCAUUGUAUAUGGCUACACCGUAGUCGGAAAAGGAACCACGUCAAACCUAUGGAAACAAGUCUCUAGCGAAGCGCAGGUAUAUCGAAUCCUGCGGAAAGCUCAAGGCUCAGCGGUACCUGUCUUCCUCGGUACAAUCGAUUUGGCCAAGAUCUAUUUUCUACACAGGGCGGGAGAGAUUCGUCACAUGCUAGUCAUGGGCUGGGGAGGAGAGAAUACCGCGGAGAUGGAGAUGGAGCCAUGGCUGAGCCGGGAAAUCCGGAGGUCGACGAAGGAAAUCAAGGCGUUGGGCGUUGUACAUGAUGAUCUUCGAUAUGACAAUAUCCUUUGGAAUCAGGAACUUGGACGAGCGUUGAUUAUCGACUUUCACCGCGCUACUUUAACUACUCGGCCACUUAAGCGAUCAUGA
Penicillium concentricum is the source of this 2139-nucleotide messenger RNA. RefSeq lists its product as uncharacterized. The record is from RefSeq and is a predicted model, not a curated record. The transcript has 9 exons. The coding region runs from base 1 to 2139 and encodes 712 amino acids. NCBI's taxonomy places the organism in Eukaryota, Fungi, Ascomycota, Eurotiomycetes, Eurotiales, Aspergillaceae.